Mycetomoellerius zeteki is the source of this 5502-nucleotide messenger RNA. RefSeq names its product peroxidase homolog (gene cysu). Gene Ontology annotation, biological process: response to oxidative stress. The transcript has 17 exons. The record is from RefSeq and is a predicted model, not a curated record. Gene Ontology annotation, molecular function: heme binding; peroxidase activity. The coding region runs from base 412 to 5502 and encodes 1696 amino acids. NCBI's taxonomy places the organism in Eukaryota, Metazoa, Arthropoda, Insecta, Hymenoptera, Formicidae.
GAAGGCAGGACACGAUCGCGAGUACUACAUUAACGUAGUUGAUCAGUGCGACUCGAUCUAAAAGCAACCAUCUAGGAUCUACCAGUGGUAACCGACCGCUGCAAGCUGGAUUUAUCCGGCAAGUAGAGAAGUGGUUGGUCGAUUGCACGAAUACAGACAUUCGAUAGACGGUGGAGGAAUAAGUACGCACGGUGGUGAUUACCUCAACCGUUUCUCGGACACGUGGAAAGACAUUAACUGACAGAAACAUUGCCGGUAUUCGAUUAUCCUCGCUCCUCCGUUGCGUGUCGCGUGUGUUGAAAGAGUGCACCAAAAAUCGUGCAAAUUGACAAUUACAACCCUUGACGACAACUGUAUCGUUGAUCCUCGAUCAUCGUAAAUCAUUAGCAACGUGGAGCGCGUGGUGGAAAAAUGCACAACGGAUUCGCAAUAACGCGAACGCGAUCCGCGAUAAUCGGAUUGCUGCUGCUGCUGGUAACAGCACACUGUAACGGACUGCAGCAUCAACCUUUCGACUCUUAUGCAAAUGGAGAGGAGUGCGCCUUGAUCCUGGACGCCCGUGGAAGAACCAACGUUUAUGACUAUACCUAUAAUUUACUUCGCGGAUCGUUCCCUACCGCAGGAGGAACUCAAACCUGUAUCACGUUCGACGCCGUAAAUCAUGCUUACGUCGAGGCAAGGAAGCGCAUCAACGUCGCGAGACCAAAGUCGGAGAUGUGGCGACCAGAGGAUCUGGCGACGGUCGGCGAGCUGCUUCUCGACAUUACUACGAAUCUCGCGCAAACGUACGGAUUGACUUACGAGGAAAUUCAAAGGAGUCUACCAUUGAUCGACACUUCGAAGACGCUGAUCCGUGAGGUUUGUCCCGCUUUUCUUAGCAACAUAGAAUGCAGACCGGGCAAGUACCGACGGUUUGAUGGUCUCUGUACGAAUUUAGAGAAUCCAACUUGGGGAGCCACUCUGUCGCCUUUCGCGAGAUUGAUGAGCCCUCAAUUCGCAGACGGCCUAUCGGCGCCAAGGAUAUCCAUAACGGGUCGUAAUCUACCAUUGUCCCGAGUUGUAUCACGCACCAUGCACCCAGACGAAGGUUAUCAUGAUCACGCCGGCACAGUUAUGGUGAUUGCGUGGGGACAAUUCAUGGACCACGAUUACACUUUGACUGCCACGCCUUUAGACUCUCUGAACCGAAACGACCCGGAAGAGUGCUGUGGUCGGCUGCCACACCAAAAGAAUCCCUAUUGCAACGAGAUCCUCAUACCAGAGGACGACUAUUUCUACAGACUGUUCAACGUGCAAUGCAUGGACUUCGUUCGCGCUUUUCCUGCAGUCCGACCUGGUUGCCGCCUCGGUUCCCGAGUACCUUUCAAUCUUCUUACGGGUGUACUGGAUGGUAAUACAGUUUAUGGCAUCACGGAAGCUUUUGCUAGAAAACUUCGAACAGGCUAUGGUGGAUUACUACGAAUGAAUCCAGUCUUUGCAGAGUAUGGUCUUAAAGAUCUAUUACCACUAAAGUUGGAUAUACCGGAUGAAGGAUGUACUCGGCCGAACCGAUCGAUGUAUUGUUUCGAAGCUGGCGAGAUUCGUGUAAACGAACAGUUGGUACUUACCUGCAUGCACACUUUAAUGGCGCGAGAGCAUAACCGGAUUGCUAAAGCAUUGGCCGUCAUAAAUCCGCACUGGGACGAUGAGAUUCUCUUUCAGGAAGCUAGGCGCAUCGUCAUCGCGGAAAUCCAACACGUCACUUAUAACGAGUUCCUCCCCAUAUUACUCGGCAAAGAUGUCAUGGAGAAAUUCGGACUUCUCCUCGAGAAGGAAAAAUACUGGGAUGGAUACGAUCCGAGCAUAAAUCCAAGCGUAAUAGACGCUUUCGCUGCUGCUGCCUUUAGAUUCGGUCACUCGCUAUUGCCCACGGCUGUAGAACGAUGGAGUAAAGCUCAUAAAUUUAUUGCUUCAAAGAGACUCUCAGAUUUGAUAAGACGCCCUUACGAUUUGUAUCGGGCUGGUGUAUUCGACGAAUAUUUGAUGGGCUUGAUGAACCAGGUCGCUCAAGCUAUGGAUGAUUCUAUAACGCAAGAAGUGACAAAUCAUCUCUUCAAAAAAGUUGGAGCAAAAUUCGGAUUGGAUUUGGUAUCCUUUAACAUGCAACGCGGCCGCGAGUUUGGUAUUCCAAGUUAUAUGGAGUUUAGAAAAUACUGCGGCCUUCCUGAUGCCAAUACUUUCGAUGAAUUGUUCGGUUCCAUGCCAAACGAAACUGUCAGGCGAUAUAGCACUAUUUUUGAACAUCCUGCGGACGUCGAUUUAUGGUCGGGCGGCGUAUCCGAAAGACCGCUUCCGGGUAGCAUGCUCGGGCCAACCUUCGCUUGCCUAAUUGCCACACAAUUCAGUCAUUCGCGUCGUGGCGACAGAUUCUGGUACGAGUUGCCGAACCAGCCAUCGUCCUUCACUCUCGAACAACUGAACGAAAUUCGAAAAGCGAAACUCGCCAGAUUGAUUUGUGACAAUACUGAUCUUAUCGAUACGGUACAAAUCUAUCCGAUGGUCCUUCCUGAUCACGAAAUAAAUCCUCGAGUCCCAUGUCGUAGUGGUAUUAUACCCGGCAUCGACUUGUCAAAAUGGGCUGAAUUCCCGGCGACGAGUCACGCCGAGCAAUACGACACCAUAGUGAAAUCUACGCAAGCUGCAUCUGAGAUUAAGCCUACAUUACAGCAUGUAUAUAUCGACAAAUUCAAUCGUAAAUUAAAAUCCAUGAGAAAAAAUACAGCAACCAGUUCAAAAAAGAAAUCGAGCAAACCUUGGUGGAUAUAUCCGUAUUUUGUUGGGUGGAAAAAAUACACUGAACGCUUAAAAAUGCCUCAGAAAUUACUUCAGCAGCAAGAAAAAUUAAAUAAACAAAUUAUGUCACCGACAUUCCAUCUCAUGAAUAAUCAAAAUAAAAAUGUAGAUUUAUCUGAUCCUGAUAUGGAAAUCAUCAAGAUUACAACAGUUGUCGAAACCAUUCGACAGAAACGACAAAAUAGUGCGCAAAUGUUAAAAGCAGCAAAAAGUAUUCAGAAAAUAAUUGGUAACAAACGUUCAAAACGUUCGUCUUACAAAUUGGGGAAUAAUUCGCAGGAUGUUCGACGGGAAAAAACUAUCGUUUCAAAUAAAAAAUCUCGUUAUUCAAAUCCCAAUCAUCAAAAACAACAAAAAAGAACUCUUCCAACGAAAAAACCGCUACGAAAUAAAAAUACAACUGAUCUUAAAACAGCGAAUGAUGUAGCGAUACCAAGUACUGUAUUUUACAAACGUAUUUGGGAAUAUAUUAACGGUACCCGUCCUCAUACCGAUAUUAUCAGUGGUUACAAUUCUUUAGAAAAUAAUUCAACAUGCACUGAUAAAGACGGAGUUGCUGCUUCGCAAUCACAGAAAGAUAAGUCACAAGUAAUGAGUCCCAAUAUUAAACCGGAACGUGAUUUUUAUAAACGCAUCUGGGAUAUAAUCAACGCAACUCAAUCGAUCAAAAACAAAAAGACUCGUUCUAAACGAAAUGCGAGUAUUCCGGAAAGUAACGCGGCUUCAACUCCAUGCAUCCAAGAAGAAACGGUCAAUUACAAAGAAGAUAGGCAGGCGCAAGUGACGAACGAAAAAACACCACUCAAUAUCACGGAUAUAAAAUUGCCAGAAAUAUCCGAUUCUGAUCCUUAUAUAUCGGGCUUUUGGAACGUUGCAAAUAAAAUCCAAUGGCAACCUAACAAGAUUCCAGUUGUGGACCUAGCAAAAUUAAAUAAUAAUCCGAUUUUAUCAUCACUUGUAACCAGCGCUUCUGAAGUGGACGAUUUGAAUAAAUUCUCCGAUAAAGUUAAAAGUGUUGAUUAUUCGUCUUUAGAUAAUUCGACAGAAUACACCAAUGAAAGGCGUAAUUCAUCGCAGGAAAUCAUCUCCGAACCAGGUCCGUCAUAUUCUUCUGAAGAGAGUUUCACUACAUCGUCAUUCUUGCCAACCGAGAAUGCUGUCGAGAAACCCUUGCAAGAAAAGGAUCAAGUGGAACGCACAGAAAAUUCGACUGACACGAUUUUGAAUUAUGAUCCUUCAAAUAUACCCUAUGUGGAAGUACCAGAUUAUUCCGAUCAACAGGAGAAGAGUUUAGAUAAAAACAAUCAGAGCACAACUCCAGCGAGAUAUAAAGAAUAUGAUGAUAGCGAUUACGAUUAUAUUCCUAAACAGCUCUACGACACUGAUGAUUUCUCUUCAAAAUCCCCAAGUGCUAAGAUUAAAGUAGUACAGACUGAAAGUGACGGGCCGGAAACCUCAUUAAACGCAAAUAACUCACGUCCAAGUUGCACAGAAAGUAAAGAUUCUGCCAAAUGCGUUGACAAUUACGAUGUCGAAGACACCAAGUUACACAAUGAUACCGAGGAAGUUACCGAUGACAUUCACCGUUCCGCAGAAGAGGAAAAUGAAAAUUCGGAUUUCGUUGACUUUGAUGAAUAUAAAAAACCAAUCAAUUGGGACGAGUUCUUUAAAAAUGAUCCUAUAUUGGAAAGCGUACGAGCUAUUUUCAGCAAGAAAUACGAUCAUAAAGAAAAUCCUGAUCGCACCGAGACGUCCGAAGAAGUCGAGACGGAUCCAAAAGAACAAUCGCAUAAUUAUUUCACGAAGAACGAAGAUUUCCAUGAUGACAUUUUUAACGAUAGAGACAAGACAAAAGAGGAAACUGAUUCUCACGAGAAAAAAACAGCAAAAGAAAGUGAGAUAAUCAAUAAGGAUUAUUAUCCUUAUGAUGAUAAAGAUUUUUUUAAGCAUAUUUUCGGAAAGGACAGUGAUAAAGAAUCAGAAUAUAAUUAUAAGGAAAAUCUCGAUCGUACCAAGAACUCUAAAGAAAUCGAAACAUAUUCUAUGGAUCCAGAAGAACAUAAGGGAAAUUCUGAUCGUACUGAGGAAUUUGAAGAGAUUAAGACGUAUGCCACGGAUCCAAAAGAACAAUCGCAAAAUUAUUUCGUAAAGAACGAAGAUCAUCAUGAUAAUCACAGAAUUGCUUCCGACGAUACAGAUGAAGCAAACAGUAGAGAAGAAAACACUGACUCUUAUGUUAAGAAAGAAGAGAAACAGAGCGAAGAAAUUGAUGAAAAUCCUGAUCCUUACAACGACAAAGAUUUCUUUAAGAAUAUUUUCGAAAAAGACAACGAUAAAGAAUCAUCUGGUACAGUUGACACGGAAAAAGAAUUCUUAUCUCGUUACUUUACAAAGGAUGUUAUACAUCAAUUGCAAGACAACUCGACAGCCGAAGAAGACAGACAAAGAGAGGAAUCGAGAAACAGAAAAGAUAUUCAUAAAACGUUGUCGAGAAUUUUAGACAAGAAGGAUCGUUUCUCUAGAUUAGAUGAAAAUCUCAACAAAAUGAUUGAAAAAGGUGAAGCAAUACCGAUCAAAUAUAAUAACUUUUGGAGUUUGAAAUACGAAUCGCCUCGUAAAAGAAACAAAGACAAUGAACAAGAAACAGAAGAUUCAAAAGAAGAAGCUUAA